Molecule: messenger RNA, 198 nt
Organism: Lodderomyces orthopsilosis Co 90-125
Lineage: Eukaryota; Fungi; Ascomycota; Pichiomycetes; Serinales; Debaryomycetaceae
Exons: 1
Coding region: 1-198 (65 amino acids)
Source: RefSeq, a predicted model, not a curated record
AUGCACCCAUCAAUCACCAGAUUCGCUGCACAAAGAGCAAUCAAGGUAACACCACAAUACAAGUACUAUAUUAAAAGAAUACCAGAUAUUGGUAUGUGGUUUGGAGGAAUUGCUUGUUUUUUUGGUUGGCCUCAUGUGUGGGUUUGGGUUAGUAAUAAGAUUGAAGAUGCUCCCGGUAAUAGAGGAAUGUUUUAUUAG